AUGUGGCUGAUCAUGAAGGUUUUCCUUUUGCAAAUUUUAGUGUUUCAACUUUUUGGUGGUGACAUCUGUUGCCAAGCUUCAAUCCGUCGGCAUACUUUUGUGGUGAGGGAAGCUUCAUAUACAAGGCUUUGUAGCACCAAGGACAUCUUAACAGUAAAUGGACAAUUUCCAGGACCAACUAUACAUGCUAUGAAAGGAGAGACGAUCAUUGUCGACGUUUAUAACAGGGGAAAAGAAAACGUCACCAUUCACUGGCAUGGGGUGAACAUGCCUAGAUAUCCAUGGACAGAUGGUCCCGAGUAUAUCACACAAUGCCCAAUUCAGCCAGGGUCAAAGUUUAGUCAGAAAAUCAUCCUUUCCUCUGAGGAAGGCACUUUAUGGUGGCAUGCUCACAGUGAUUGGACCCGAGCCACCGUUCAUGGAGCCAUAAUUGUCUAUCCCAAGAAUGGAACCAAGUAUCCUUUUCACAAACCUAAUGCAGAAUUUCUCAUCAUAUUAGGACAAUGGUGGAAGAGUGAUGUGAAUGUGGUUCGAGAUGAUGUGCUUGCAAGUGGAGCUGAUGUCAAUGCCUCUAAUUCUUUAUUGAUAAAUGGACAACCUGGUGAUCUACUUCCAUGCUCAAAAUCAGGCACAUUCAAGAUAACGGUGGAUCAUGGAAAUACCUAUCUACUUCGCAUAAUCAAUGCUGCCUUGCACGAGCCUCUCUUCUUCUCCAUUGCCAAGCAUAAAAUGAUAGUGGUUGGAACAGAUGGUAGCUACACGAAACCAUUGACACAAGAUUAUAUCACAAUAUUUCCUGGCCAAACCUUCGAUGUCUUACUAGAAGCUAACCAACGCCCGGAUCACUAUUACAUGGCGGCUAUAACUUAUUCUGAAGCCCCAACAGGUCUUAAUAUUUAUGAUAACACAACCACCACAGCUAUUGUACAAUACAGGGGAUACUACACUCCAUCUUCACCUCCCUUCUUGCCUCACUUACCUACAUACAAUGACACAAAUGCAACGCUUCAGGUCAUGGCCAACCUCCGAAGCUUAGCAGAUGCGGAACAUCCUUGCAAUGUCCCAUUGAGCACGAGCACUAACCUAUUUUACACCGUUUCUUUAAACUCGUACCCAUGCAUUAAUGAUUCAUGUUCAGGGGUCAAUGGGACGCGGUCCGCUUCAAGUAUAAACAACAUAAGCUUCCAUACCCCUACAAUUGACAUACUGGAAGCUUACUAUUAUAACAUCAGUGGUGUAUAUGGAGAUAAAUUUCCUAGCGUUCCACCACAGGUGUUUGAUUUUACAGGUGAUUAUCUUCCAUUACUCUAUCAGUUGCCGAGCACCGGAACAGAAGUAAGGGUGCUCGAGUAUAACUCCACAGUGGAGAUUGUUUUUCAAGGGACAAACUUGGUUGGAGGGACAACCCACCCCAUUCAUCUCCAUGGACACAGUUUCUAUGUUGUUGGGUGGGGACUUGGGAAUUUUGAUGAAAAUAAGGAUCCUUUGCGCUACAAUCUGGUGGAUCCUCCCCAUCAGAAUACCAUCUAUGUUCCUAGGAAUGGUUGGGCUACAAUCAGAUUCAAGGCAUCCAACCCUGGAGUGUGGUUCAUGCAUUGCCAUAUAGAACGCCAUCAGAGUUGGGGCAUGGAAACUGCGUUCAUAGUGAAAAAUGGUAAACACCCAGAAGCUCAAAUGUUGCCUCCUCCAUCCGACAUGCCGCCAUGUUGGAAAAGAGAAGAGGCUUUUAUUCCAAAGAAGAUGUGGCCGAUCAUGAAGGUUUUCCUCUUACAAAUUUUAGUAUUUCAACUUUUUGGUGGUGGCAUCCAUUGCCAAGCUUCAAUCCGUCGGCAUACUUUUGUGGUGAGGGAAGCUUCAUAUACAAGGCUUUGUAGCACCAAGGACAUCUUAACUGUAAAUGGACAAUUUCCAGGGCCAACUAUAUAUGCUAUGAAAGGAGAGACGAUCAUUAUCGACGUUUAUAAUAGGGGAAAAGAAAAUGUCACCAUUCACUGGCAUGGGGUGAACAUGCCUAGAUAUCCAUGGACAGAUGGUCCUGAGUACAUCACACAAUGCCCAAUUCAGCCAGGGUCAAAGUUUAGUCAGAAGAUCAUCCUUUCUUUUGAGGAAGGCACUUUAUGGUGGCAUGCUCACAGUGACUGGACCCGAGCCACUGUUCAUGGAGCUAUAAUCGUCUAUCCCAAGAAUGGAACCAAGUAUCCUUUUCACAAACCUAACGCAGAAUUUCUCAUCAUAUUAGGACAAUGGUGGAAGAGUGAUGUGAAUGCAGUUCGAGAUGAAGGGCUUGCAACUGGAGCUGAUGCCAAUGCUUCUGAUUCUUUAUUGAUAAAUGGACAACCUGGUGAUCUACUUCCAUGCUCAAAAUUAGGCACAUUCAAGCUAACGGUGGAUCAUGGAAAGACCUAUCUACUUCGCAUAAUCAAUGCUGCCUUGCAGGAGCCUCUCUUCUUCUCUAUUGCCAAGCAUAAAAUGACCGUGGUUGGAACAGAUGGUAGCUACACGAAACCAUUGCCACAAGAUUAUAUCACAAUAUUUCCUGGCCAAACCUUCGAUGUCUUACUAGAAGCUAACCAAUGCCCGAAUCACUAUUACAUGGCAGCUAGAACUUAUUCCGUUGCCCCAGCAGCUAGUAAUUUUUUUGAUAACACAACCACCACAGCUAUUGUACAGUACAGGGGAUACUACACUCCAUCUUCACCUCCUUUCUUACCUCAUCUUCCUGCAUACAAUGACACAAAUGCAUCGGUUCAAGUCAUGGCUAGCCUUCGAAGCUUAUCAGAUGCGGAACAUCCUUGCAAUGUCCCAUUGAGCACGAGCACUAAACUGUUUUACACUGUUUCUAUAAACUCGUACCCAUGCGUCAAUGAUUCAUGUUCAGGGGCCAAUGGGACGCGGUCUGCCGCAAGUAUAAACAAUAUAAGCUUCCAUACCCCUACAAUUGACAUACUGGAAGCUUACUAUUAUAACAUCAGUGGUGUAUAUGGAGAUAAAUUUCCUAGCGCUCCACCACUGGUAUUCGAUUUUACAGCUGAUUAUCUUCCAUUACUCUAUCAAUUGCCGAGCGCCGGAACAGAAGUAAGGGUGCUCGAGUAUAACUCCAUAGUGGAGAUUGUUUUUCAAGGGACAAACUUGAUUGCAGGGGUAACCCACCCCAUACAUCUCCAUGGACACAGUUUCUAUGUUGUUGGAUGGGGAUUUGGGAAUUUCGAUGAAAAUAAGGACCCUUUGCGCUAUAAUCUGGUGGAUCCUCCCCUUCAGAAUACCAUCUCUGUUCCUAGGAAAGGUUGGGCUACAAUCAGAUUCAAGGCAUCCAACCCUGGAGUGUGGUUCAUGCACUGCCAUGUAGAACAACAUCUGACUUGGGGCAUGGAAACUGCAUUCAUAGUGAAAAAUGGUAAACACCCAGAAGCUCAAAUGUUACCUCCUCCAUCCGACAUGCCACCAUGUUGAAGCUGCAAAGAAAUAGCAUGCCAAAGAUUUCAUUGAAUAUUCGUAUUAUUCAGCUUUCAUGAUUUAUUUUCUGCUCAUAAGAAGAAUAAUGUAAAGUCGUAGAAUAUCGUGUCUGAGAUUA
Messenger RNA from Vitis riparia (riverbank grape), 3571 nucleotides. RefSeq lists its product as uncharacterized. Gene Ontology annotation, cellular component: apoplast. NCBI's taxonomy places the organism in Eukaryota, Viridiplantae, Streptophyta, Magnoliopsida, Vitales, Vitaceae. Bases 1 to 3450 code for a protein of 1149 amino acids. The transcript is spliced from 12 exons. The record is from RefSeq and is a predicted model, not a curated record. Gene Ontology annotation, molecular function: hydroquinone:oxygen oxidoreductase activity; copper ion binding. Gene Ontology annotation, biological process: lignin catabolic process.